Messenger RNA from Helianthus annuus (common sunflower), 1099 nucleotides. RefSeq names its product cytochrome b-c1 complex subunit Rieske-4, mitochondrial. The record is from RefSeq and is a predicted model, not a curated record. The transcript is spliced from 2 exons. NCBI's taxonomy places the organism in Eukaryota, Viridiplantae, Streptophyta, Magnoliopsida, Asterales, Asteraceae. Bases 95 to 907 code for a protein of 270 amino acids. Gene Ontology annotation, biological process: mitochondrial electron transport, ubiquinol to cytochrome c. Gene Ontology annotation, cellular component: membrane. Gene Ontology annotation, molecular function: quinol-cytochrome-c reductase activity; 2 iron, 2 sulfur cluster binding.
CACAAACGCCACGUUGGUGUUCCGUGUACGAAGCCUUUCUAGAGAACGGGAGAUAGGCUCAUCCCAUCGAACCCUAAACCUGCAAACAAACAGGAUGUUGAGAGCCGGAACCAGGAGAUUCGCCUCUCUCACAUCUCCAUGGAGGCACAAAAACUCUGCCUCCGUCACCGUCAUCUCCGAUAAAACACAGAUCGAUGACGCCGCUAACCACGAUCUCCGAUCCACCUACCUUUCAUCCCCUGUUAACCAGUAUUUUCAUCUCAUGUCGUUAAGAGGAUUUGCUUCAAACUCGGUUACUCCAAAUUUUGAGGACAAAGUUCCACCAACGGUAGCAGCCAUUACAAACCCUACUUCAAAGAUUGUAUAUGACGAGUACAACCAUGCUCGUUAUCCACCUGGCGACCCAAGCAAACGUGCAUUUGCAUAUUUUGUCUUGACAGGUGGCAGGUUUGUGUACGCUUCAUUGAUUCGGCUUCUGGUCCUCAAAUUUGUUUUGAGUAUGUCUGCGAGUAAAGACGUUCUUGCCCUUGCCUCUCUUGAGGUUGAUCUUGCUAGCAUCGAGCCCGGGACCACCGUGACCGUCAAGUGGCGUGGAAAGCCCGUAUUUAUCAGGCGCCGGACUGAUGACGACGUGAAGCUGGCUAAUAGUGUUGAUGUGGCAUCUCUCCGGGACCCACAAGAGGAUGCGGCUCGAGUGAAGAACCCUGAAUGGCUGAUAGUGGUUGGUGUGUGCACCCAUCUGGGUUGCAUCCCGUUACCAAAUGCUGGUGAUUUUGGUGGGUGGUUUUGUCCGUGUCAUGGUUCUCAUUACGACAUUUCUGGCAGAAUUCGGAAGGGCCCCGCACCUUAUAAUUUGGAGGUCCCGACUUACACUUUCUUGGAAGAGAACAAGUUGCUGAUUGGUUGAGUUUUAAAAUAUCUAAAGGUGUUGGGCGUAUUUAAUUUUCAGGCCAAAAGGUCGGUGUUUUGGCGGUGUUUAGUUUAUAUGUUUUUGUAAGAUGGGAGUAUCCAUUUCAUGUUUGCGUGAAUAAGACUUGUUACUUCAUUUGAAAUGAUGAUGAUGAUGAUAUUUAGACUGAUCAUGCCAAUCUUGAGAUGA